This is a messenger RNA of Perkinsus marinus ATCC 50983, 432 nucleotides long. RefSeq lists its product as hypothetical. Lineage: Eukaryota; Perkinsozoa; Perkinsida; Perkinsidae. Bases 1 to 432 code for a protein of 143 amino acids. The transcript has 4 exons. The record is from RefSeq and is a predicted model, not a curated record.
AUGGUGUUGAACAGAAUGCAGAAUGCUACUGAGGAGGCGCAGAAGCAGGCAAUGAAGAAGAGGGAGGAAGAACGCAAAGCUCGCGGCGAAUCUGGCGAGGAUGAUACUCCAAUUGAGCUGAAUGAUGACGAUCUCAAGAAGGCAUCUGAGGAGUUCGAGAGUGCUCUACCAGUGUUCCUACGUACAGCGUGGGAUAUGUGCGCUCUUGAUAUCGAGCACACUGUGAAGAUUAUUUGCAAAAGAGUUUUGAUGGACAUAUCAGCCCCGUGGCAGAUUCGGAUGAGAAGGGCGUAUGCAUUAUUGAGGAUGGGUCAGAUCUUCGAGGAUAUGGGUCAAGUUGAAGACACGAAGUCGUCAUGCGAAGGAGCUAAGAAGAAGUUGGAGGAAGCACUGUAUAGCAGUUUCAAGGAAAAGGCUGGAGGACGACCUUAG